Molecule: messenger RNA, 2343 nt
Organism: Microthlaspi erraticum
Lineage: Eukaryota; Viridiplantae; Streptophyta; Magnoliopsida; Brassicales; Brassicaceae
Source: the annotation of a GenBank genome assembly
AUGGUGGGAAGAGAGGAUGCGACUGGGAACGAUGAGGCUCCUCCUCCUGGUCCUGGUUCCAAGAGAAUGUUUUGGCGGUCUGCGUCUUGGUCUGCUUCACGCACUGCAUCACAAGCUCCUGAGAGUGAGGAUCAGCAUCUCAACAUUCCGUGUGGGAACAGCUCCGGUCCGAGUCGGAGAUGCCCGACUGCUCCUUUAACGCCUCGGUCACAUCACAACAGCAAGGCUAGAGCUUGUUUGCCGCCACUGCAGCCUCUUUCCAUUUCCAGAAGGAGCUUAGACGAGUGGCCUAAGGCAGGCUCGGAUGAUGUAGGUGAGUGGCCUCAUCCUCCAACGCCUAGCGGGAACAAAACCGGGGAGAGACUGAAGCUCGAUUUGUCAUCGACGCAGAACCGGGUCCCUGAUAAGAGCUCUGGUUUAGCUAAGAGGGAGAAGAUUGCUUACUUUGAUAAAGAGUGUUCAAAGGUCGCUGAUCAUAUAUAUGUGGGAGGAGAUGCUGUGGCGAAAGACAAGAGCAUAUUGAAAAACAAUGGAAUCACACAUAUCCUUAACUGCGUUGGCUUUAUCUGUCCGGAGUAUUUCAAGUCUGAUUUUUGUUACCGGUCAUUGUGGUUACAGGAUAGUCCAUCAGAGGAUAUAACUAGUAUUCUGUACGAUGUGUUUGACUACUUUGAAGAUGUUAGGGAGCAGAGUGGAAGGAUCUUUGUUCACUGUUGUCAAGGGGUUUCACGGUCCACCUCGUUGGUUAUUGCAUAUCUGAUGUGGAGAGAAGGGCAGAGUUUUGAUGAUGCGUUUCAGUAUGUGAAGUCUGCUAGAGGUAUUGCUGAUCCUAACAUGGGCUUUGCUUGCCAAUUGUUACAGUGCCAAAAGAGGGUUCAUGCGUUCCCGCUUAGCCCUACUUCGUUGCUGAGAAUGUACAAAAUGUCACCGCACUCCCCUUAUGAUCCUUUGCAUCUUGUUCCUAAGCUGCUGAAUGAUCCAUGCCCGUCUUCUCUGGAUUCUAGAGGUGCGUUCAUCCUUCAGUUACCUUCUGCAAUCUACAUUUGGGUUGGUAGGCAAUGCGAAACCAUUAUGGAAAGAGAUGCGAAAGCUGCUGUUUGUCAGAUUGCUCGAUAUGAGAAAGUCGAAGCACCUAUUAAGGUGGUCAGAGAAGGCGAGGAGCCUACUUAUUACUGGGACGCUUUUGCAAGCAUUUUGCCUAUGGUUGGGGACUCGGUGGUUAAAAUUCAACCAGGUGAAAGGAAGGUCGACGCAUAUAAUCUGGAUUUUGAGAUAUUCCAGAAAGCAAUCCAGGGAGGUUUUGUGCCAACUCUGGCAUCAUCCAAUAACGAACAUGAGACUCAUCUUCCUGCAAGGGAAAACAGUUGGAGCUCACUGAAAUGCAAGUUUGCAUCAAGGUUUGAAAAAGGUUUUCGUUCUGCCUCCAAAGCGCCACUUUCCAGGGUCUAUUCUGACUCAAUGAUGAUCGUGCAUGCGUCAGGCUCACCUUCAUCAACGACCUCUUCAUCAUCGUCUGCUUCGCCUCCUUUUCUUUCUCCUGAUUCUGUGUGCCCACCAAAUUCAAGCAAUAGUCUAAAAGGGUUUUCACAAACUUCUGGGCUCUCUUCUUUGAGACCUUCUUCUAUUCCACCCCCUUUGGCAUUGCCUAAGUUUUCCAGCCUAUCUCUACUUCCUUCCCAAACUUCUCCACAGCCUUACACUGAACCGUCACCAAAUAGAAGGGUUUCACCUUCUCUUGCAGAGCGUAGAGGCAGUCUAAAAAAGUCUCUGAAGCUGCCAGGUUUAGCUGGUUCCAGUAGAGGCACAACGGGUUUCACUUUACAGCCGGAUGAUGGUAAUGACAUUGUCUUCAACUUGGAGGGUGUUAGAAAUGGUGAUCUCAAUCCAUUAAGCGAGUGCAAGGAGACAAUACCUUCUAGCAGAAUUGUAGAUUCAGAAUUGCCGCAGAACGAAAUGAGUAAAUGUGAUGAACACGAAUCAGGAAGUGGCGGCAACUUGGGCAAGCCGUUAGCAUGUCGGUGGCCAAGUAUGGAGAUGAUUACAGAACUGAGUAGAGCUUACUUAGAUUCGGAAUCUGCUAUAGGGAUUCAGUUGCCAAGUGAUGAUGUAGGAAAAACCGGUAGUAGGACUUUGUACAUUUGGAUAGGAAAGUCAUUCUCUUUGGAUAACAACUCUUCUCUGUUAGAUAGCAACACAACGUCGGGCACUGUGGAGAAUCUUGAUUGGGUAGAGAUUGGUGAAAUCAUUUUGUCUCAGAUGGACUUGCCAAAAGAUACCCCUAUAAAGAUAGUUAGGGAAGCUGAGGAUCAGACAGAGUUUCUUGCACUGCUGAGUGCGCUGUAG